UUUACGACGCUAACCUCGGUCGUCGCCGUGUGGAACAUCAUGAUCACGCAGUUGUCAGUGGCAGUUUGGCUGGGGAGAACAUGACCGGACUGCAGAAAACCUAUGUACACCAGUCCAUGUUCUGGAGUGACCUUGGACCGGAGGUAGGCUAUGAAGCCAUUGGUGUCUGUGACAGCCAGCUGCCCACCGUUGCUGUGUGGGCCAAGGCAACCGCACAGGACACACCAGCUGCAGCAGCAGCCUCAGCACAGGGUGACAACACGCUGCGAUCUGACACAGAAGAGGAAGUGUCUGACGAGAAACCAAAGAAAAAAAAGAAGUCCAAGAAGGCGAAGAAAGAGCCUGUCACUAAGGAACUGGUUCAGGAUGCGGAGAAGAAGGUGGACCCAGAGAAUUAUGGAAAGGGCGUUGUCUUCUACAUGCGAGAGAAGAAGGUUGUUGGUAUUCUCCUGUGGAAUGUCUUCCACCGUAUGCCUCUGGCAAGAAGGAUUAUUGCUGAUGCUGAAGAUCAUGAGGACCUAGGGGAGCUUGCAAAGAAGUUCAGACUUCACGAGGAGUGAACAAAGAAAAUAUCCAAACCUGCCUUGCUGGUUCAGCAGCCAGAUAAUCAGACUGGCAAACCCAAGACAUCACAUGCACAAGGUCCAUGAAUUGCCUUGUUCACAAAAGACCCAUUUGGUCAAUAUUUUUUAAGCAUAACACCUUCCAUUUUUUUUUAAAAACCAUGCCCAUGGAGUCGCCCUCUUCAGGGUUGUACAUAGCUUUGUUCUACACCUAGUGUACAGACAGUGAUGCCCAUUAGCCAGACAUAGGAUAUUUCUCGCUCUUAUUAUUUCUUAUCUUGGACAAUGGAGUUCACGAUCUUCCAAUUGCAUAAGUUUUUCAAACCAUUUUUAGAACUCAGCUAAUUUUGCUGAAUGCAAGUGUCAGCUACAAACCAACAACACCUUGUUCUGUUCCCCACCUGAACGAUCACAUUACGUGUGCGUACCCAGAGAGGCAACAUACAUACAUACACACACAAAGGAACAGAUUGAGUUGUCGAUGGAAAAUACCGAGUGUCAGAUCUGAUGGAGGUGUGUACAGUCAGUAUGAAAGAGCUCGUACACAGUAGCAGCGCAGAGAAUAAUAAUGCUUGUUGUCGAAUAUCACUUGGGGAAGGUGCACAGCAGCAGCAGCACACUUUCAGGACAAACAACCACCAGAGCAGCAGAGUUUAAAAAAAUCAAGUACAGAUGUAACAUGUACACUGGGAGUCUCUCCUCAAAGCUGCAGUCACCAAACAAGUCAGUGAUCUAGCAGCGAUCCCAUAGGGCGAUGGGCAUUGGGGACGACGCGCAGGGCACGUCAGAAAGACAGCAGCAAGAGCAGAGUGGCGGUUGUUGUUGCAACGGC
Sycon ciliatum is the source of this 1395-nucleotide messenger RNA. RefSeq names its product apoptosis-inducing factor 1, mitochondrial-like. Gene Ontology annotation, molecular function: flavin adenine dinucleotide binding; oxidoreductase activity; protein dimerization activity. The record is from RefSeq and is a predicted model, not a curated record. The transcript is spliced from 4 exons. Bases 81 to 560 code for a protein of 159 amino acids. Lineage: Eukaryota; Metazoa; Porifera; Calcarea; Leucosolenida; Sycettidae.